Closterium sp. Naga37s-1 is the source of this 630-nucleotide messenger RNA. The record is from the annotation of a GenBank genome assembly. Lineage: Eukaryota; Viridiplantae; Streptophyta; Zygnematophyceae; Desmidiales; Closteriaceae.
AUGGGCUACAAAUCGCCCGCGCUCGCCGUGCUUUUCGCGCUGCUCCUCGCGACGUCGCUCGUGUCCGCAGAUGUGUCGUCGGAGCGCCUCAUCGACGAGGUCCGCGCGCUGACGAACGCGCUCAAGAGCCGCCCCAACUUCUCGCUCAUCUACCUCGCCGCAAAAUACGUGCUCAAGAAGCAAGGUCAGUCCCUCGCGGCGCUCCAUUUGCAGAGCGUAAUGCCGCUUGUCCCACUCCCUCCUCGCGAAAUACGGCGCGGACGUGUUCCCAACCCGGAGGCGAAAACCCUCCUCAUCCCAGACAACACCGCCGUACUCCGAUAUUUCAACGGCAAACUCCCCGAUACCCAAGAGGAGGUCGAAGCGCACUUAGACACGGUCCUCAUGAACGUGCUCGACGGGUCCUUCACGCUCGCGGAGCUCCGAAGCGGCUCGUCCUUCCCCACGGUUUACCAGGACCGCCAGCUGGUGCAGAUCGAUGUGGGGAAGGGGUGGCUGAAGCGCGGAACCGGGGUGGCGCUCGGGCAGGCGGGGUCGAAGCGGAGGACGUGGUCCCGGGUGAGCGACCCGGGAAUGUACAAGGGCGAUUUGUUAAUCGCUCAUGGCGUGACGAAUGUGCAGAAGCCCUAG